Molecule: messenger RNA, 691 nt
Organism: Amoebophrya sp. A25
Lineage: Eukaryota; Dinophyceae; Syndiniales; Amoebophryaceae
Source: the annotation of a GenBank genome assembly
ACCUCUGCGCUGCGUGCUGGGAGGGUGGGUCUGCCUCUGCGUGGGCAGCGAGCUUGUCUGCGCGGCGCGAGCGAGUUUGCGCCCCUUGCGCGAGUCGUGAGUUUGCGGCUGCGCUGAAGCGUGAGUAAGUACUCUCUGCGUGGGUGAUGUGUUUGCCUCGUUGGCGUGGGUGACUGGCUACAACGUACUCGAGCGAGGCGGGGAGCCUCGUCGGCCUCUGUCUGCGUUCGCUGCGCGGGCGGGUCUCGUCUGCGUUCGCCGCGCGAUCGAGUCUCGUCUGCGCUCGCUGCGCGGUCGAGUCUGCUCUGCGCCAGCGCCAAGCUUGCGCUGCGCGAGCGUGUGCGCGCUUGCUUUAAGUGGUUCGCUGAGCUUGGGCAGCGGGGUCUGCCUCUCUGUGUCGCGCCACGAGUGUGCGCAGGCUUUGCUCUUGGUUGUUCGUUGGUAGUUGUUGCGUGUUCGCUUCUUUUUGUGUAUUGUUAGGCUGUAGCCCGCGGCGGCGCGCGGGCCUUGGCUUGCGUGUCAGUGCUACGCGGCCGGACGGGUCCGGCGGGUCUGGUCUUUGUUUGUCUCGGGUCCUCCCGCCUGGGCAGCUGCAGCCAGUAGCGGCCGGGGCGCCCAUGUAGCGUCGCGCGCUGGCAUGGCUGACCCCUUGCUUGGCUGCUCCCUCCCAGCACGGGGCGAUAAGUCUGCG